AUGGUUGGCGAUCACAAGCAACUGUCGCCUCCAGCCUUCACCGAUGAAGGCAAGGGGAUGUGGGGAGAAUCUGCGUUCGAGCGGAUAGUCAAGAAAGACUAUCCGAAGACCCUGCUCAACGUCCAGUACCGCUCCCAUGAAAUACUUUACCGUCCAACAUCGGAGAUCUUCUACGAGAACGCAGUCCGGAGUGAUCGAGUUCGGCCCCAGCUGAAUGGUGUACUACUGCACAACGGUGGAUUCGAGAUCGCCCACAUGCGGAAAACGUGGGCUAUCCAGAGCGAAGUUGCUUUCCUGCACUAUCGUGGCGAGACGAUCCUCGAUGAUUCCCACUCCAUCAUGAAUCCAGGGGAGCAAUCCUUUAUGGGGACGAAGUCCUAA
Molecule: messenger RNA, 381 nt
Organism: Paecilomyces variotii
Lineage: Eukaryota; Fungi; Ascomycota; Eurotiomycetes; Eurotiales; Thermoascaceae
Exons: 1
Coding region: 1-381 (126 amino acids)
Source: RefSeq, a predicted model, not a curated record